AUGUCGACGUCGGUCGCAAAUGGCAGUGCGACUGAAACACUACGGCCGCGUAACAAGGCCUCCAAUAAACGGGAGGAGCAACCUCUACCGUCGCCUUUGGAGAAACUGGCCACAGAGGAAUCUAGUGGCACUUCAACCCCCGUGCCCGAAGAUGCGCCUCCCUCCGUCCACUCCCUUUCUUCCGCCAGGAAACAGGUGCGAGCACGACGCCGUCUGUUCUAUACCAUCGACUACGUUCCCCGCGUUUCGCAUUUCGAUCCGGAGAGCGAUUAUCAUGACUUCCACGGAUUCUUUACUCUCUUCUGGAUCGGUCUGUCCAUCAUGGUCGUGACCACGAUGCUGCGAAACAUCAAAGAUACUGGUUACCCACUGCGCGUCCAUGUAUGGAGUCUAUUGACGGAGAACGUAUGGCAACUGGCGCUGAGUGAUCUGGCUAUGGUGACCACGACGGGGCUGACAUUGCCAUUACACCACAUGUCGAGGAGAAGUAAAGGAUGGCUCCGUUGGUCUCAGGGGGGCAUGGUUAUCCAGAGCUUGUUCCAAUUUGCCUGGCUCUGUCUUUGGGUGAGCUGGCCUUUUCUGCUCGACUGGGCCUGGACAGCUCAGGUCUUCUUCACCCUCCACACGUUGGUGCUCCUGAUGAAGAUGCACUCCUAUGCCUUCUAUAACGGGCACCUGAGCGAAACGCAGCGUCGCCUGGCUUCGUUGGAUAAGCCCGAAUCAGCAUCGAUGGACGCAGCUGUCCGAUAUCCGCGCGUAUCGCGAGAUGGACAUGUUCGGUCAGAGUCGCAGGAACCACCGGCGUCGGUAUCCAAGCUCCGGGAAGAUCUGGCGACGGAGCUCACUUCGCCCUUGGGAAAUGUCACAUACCCGCGUAAUCUGUCCGUCGGGAAUUACGUCGACUAUCUGUUCUGUCCUACUCUCUGUUAUGAGCUGGAGUACCCGAGAACUAACAAAAUCCGCUGGUCAGAGGUCUUUUUCAAGACCUUGGCCGUAUUUGGCUGCAUUAGCUUGCUCACAUUGAUCACGGAAGAGUUUAUGCUUCCAGUCCUCAGCGAGGCAAGCGUUCAACUGCAAAUCCACAGCACUAUGGCCGAUAAAGCGUUGAUCCUCGCCGAAACUAUCAGUAUGCUCCUGUUUCCGUUCAUGCUAGCCUUCCUCUUGGUGUUUCUGGUCAUCUUCGAGUAUGUGCUGGGCGCCUUCGCGGAGAUCACCCGUUUCGCAGACCGUCGCUUCUAUUCUGACUGGUGGAACUCCUGUGAUUGGCUCGAGUUCUCUCGUGAGUGGAACAUCCCAGUCCACCACUUCCUCCGACGCCAUGUGUACUUUUCCUCAAAGACACACUUCUCAAGCUCUGUCUCCAUGUUCAUUACCUUCUUAGUCAGCUCCAUCGCGCAUGAACUGGUCAUGGCUUGUAUCACCAAGAAGCUGCGUGGCUAUGGAUUCCUCACCAUGAUGCUACAACUACCCAUCAUAGCUAUUCAGAGGUCCAAGUUCAUCAGGGGCCGGCGCGUCCUCAAUAACGUCUGCUUCUGGUCCUGCAUGAUCAUUGGGCUUUCGAUGAUGUGCGCCCUCUAUGUCCUUGUCUGA
Messenger RNA from Paecilomyces variotii, 1590 nucleotides. Its product is annotated as putative sterol o-acyltransferase. Gene Ontology annotation, biological process: ergosterol metabolic process. The coding region runs from base 1 to 1590 and encodes 529 amino acids. NCBI's taxonomy places the organism in Eukaryota, Fungi, Ascomycota, Eurotiomycetes, Eurotiales, Thermoascaceae. Gene Ontology annotation, molecular function: ergosterol O-acyltransferase activity. The record is from RefSeq and is a predicted model, not a curated record. Gene Ontology annotation, cellular component: endoplasmic reticulum membrane. The transcript has 6 exons.